CAGAGUCAGCAAGGAGACGCAAACCAACCUGCGGAGGAUUAUUGCGACUUUCUCAAGUCUUUUACCCGUAUAUUUCCUUUAAUAUCUACAAUCUAUCAUUUUUUAAAACACAUUAAAUACUGUAAAGGAUAUGUUGGUGGCAGUUUCAAACAGCAUGUUCAUCUUUUUAUCCUGCAUGUUGCUGGAACCCGUGAUUUCAAUGCAAAGUCAGAUGUGUGACAUGAUGGGGGAGAUAGACAAAGAGAAGGACAUGUGUGAGGCCCAGAUUGAGAACAAAACAACAGGUUGCAGGGGGAUGUGGGACAAGAUCACCUGCUGGCCCAGUGCCAGUGUUGGAGAGGUGGUCACCAUCCCUUGCCCCAAAUAUCUGUUCUACUUCUCCAGGGACUUCUCCACACGUAAUCUGUCAAAGACCUGCACUGAGGAUGGCUGGAUCCCAAUCAGCAUGGACUCAUACAUAGAGGACUGUGGAUACAAUCCCAACAACACCAUAGAUGAUAAUAUAUCGGGAGAAUUCUUCGACGCUAUCAAAGUGGGUUACACCAUUGGUCACAGCGUGUCCCUCAUUUCUCUGACGAUCGCCAUCAUCAUACUGUGUCUCUUUCGGAAGCUGCACUGCACAAGAAACUACAUCCACAUGCACCUGUUUGUGUCUUUCAUACUGAAAGCUGUGGCUGUUUUCAUCAAGGAUGUGGUUCUGUAUGGCGUCGGGGAGACAGACAAUUGCCAGUCAUCUGUGGGCUGCAAGGCAGUGAUGGUGUUCUUCCAGUACGGGGUCAUGGCAAGUUACUUCUGGCUGCUGGUGGAGGGCCUGUAUCUCCACACUCUGUUAGCCGUUUCCUUCUUCUCUGAGAGAAAGUACUUCUGGAUGUACAUACUGAUUGGUUGGGUGGCUCCAACCAUCUUUAUCUCAGCAUGGGUGAUUACAAAGGCUUAUUUAAAUGAUCCCGGAUGCUGGGAGAUAAUCAACGACAGUCCAUGGUGGAUCAUCAAAACACCUAUUUUAGUCACCAUACUUGUGAACUUUUUCCUCUUCAUCUGUAUAAUUCGAAUUUUGCGACAGAAGAUGAAUUGCCCCAACAUCGGAAGAAAGGAAUCCAAUCAGUACUCGAGACUGGCUAAAUCCACUCUGUUGUUGAUACCUCUCUUUGGCAUAAACUACAUCAUUUUUGCCUUCAUCCCUGACCACAUCCACCCAAAAGUGAGGAUGGUGUUCGAUCUUAUUCUGGGGUCAUUUCAGGGUUUUGUCGUUGCAGUUUUGUACUGCUUUUUGAACGGAGAGGUACAGGCGGAGAUUAAGCGUAAGUGGCGCAGAUGGAUGCUGCAGAGGUUCCUGGGUGCUGACACUAAGUACCAGCAGCCCUCCAUAGGCAGCAACGGCAACAACUUCAGCACCCAGAUCACCAUGUUGACCAAAUGCAGCCCUACAACGCGCCGGGCGUCUGAGUGUCAGGAGCACUUCUCCGCCAUCUGA
Molecule: messenger RNA, 1474 nt
Organism: Cottoperca gobio
Lineage: Eukaryota; Metazoa; Chordata; Actinopteri; Perciformes; Bovichtidae
Product: vasoactive intestinal polypeptide receptor-like
Exons: 13
Coding region: 131-1474 (447 amino acids)
Biological process (GO): adenylate cyclase-modulating G protein-coupled receptor signaling pathway; cell surface receptor signaling pathway
Cellular component (GO): plasma membrane
Molecular function (GO): peptide hormone binding; vasoactive intestinal polypeptide receptor activity; G protein-coupled peptide receptor activity
Source: RefSeq, a predicted model, not a curated record